Cyphomyrmex costatus is the source of this 240-nucleotide messenger RNA. RefSeq lists its product as uncharacterized. The coding region runs from base 1 to 213 and encodes 70 amino acids. Lineage: Eukaryota; Metazoa; Arthropoda; Insecta; Hymenoptera; Formicidae. The transcript has 2 exons. The record is from RefSeq and is a predicted model, not a curated record.
AUGGUUUUUAUGGUCGAUAUUAAUAGCAUAACAACUGCUUCUGAUUCUAUGGAUUCUGAUGCUGUAUGCACUCCCUGGCUUGGAAAAUGUCAGAUCACUGAUGAAUGCUGUCGUAAUUUAGUAUGCAUGGUAUAUGCAGCUAAAUGUGUCCCUCAAAUGAUUGUGGGUGAUACCAGACCUAUCGGAGAUGGGCCAUUCCCUCCAACAAAUUGAUACGAAGGAGAUUCAAUUUUGAUAUUG